Molecule: messenger RNA, 246 nt
Organism: Penicillium daleae
Lineage: Eukaryota; Fungi; Ascomycota; Eurotiomycetes; Eurotiales; Aspergillaceae
Exons: 2
Coding region: 1-246 (81 amino acids)
Source: RefSeq, a predicted model, not a curated record
AUGGGGGGCAGCAUUGGUGGGAUUGGCCCACGGUCCGCUGUGGUGAUCGAGGGGGCAAUUGGUACAGUACGAAAUAAGGAGAAGGGAAUGGGACUUUUCAAGUCGGUGAAAUACAUGCAGUACAACAGUACUCCGCUACUGUACGGAGUCCUGUUGUUCGGCGAGGAGCGUGUUCUGGCAUGUGAAAUGGGACUUGGGUGGUCGGGGAGGUGCUUGUUGGGCGGUGCCGCCCUGGUAUUGGCGUGA